Eucalyptus grandis is the source of this 4412-nucleotide messenger RNA. RefSeq names its product HEAT repeat-containing protein 6. The record is from RefSeq and is a predicted model, not a curated record. NCBI's taxonomy places the organism in Eukaryota, Viridiplantae, Streptophyta, Magnoliopsida, Myrtales, Myrtaceae. The transcript has 27 exons. The coding region runs from base 253 to 3867 and encodes 1204 amino acids.
AUGGGAGCAAAGUGACAUUCUCCUAAAAUUCCAGAGAACAAGCCGCGAUCCCAUUGCGUUUCACUGGGGACAGGCUUCGACGAUCGACGGCGGACCACGGAGAAUUCCGACUCGACGGCGACGCGCACCCGCCACCGCCCGCCUCCGGCAUCGUCGCCGCAAACUCCAUCGUUCCAAAUCAAUCGAGAAGUUGGAUUUGACAAUCUCGGCAUGCGAGGUUUCGCCCGCGGCGGCGGCGGCGGCUGCUGAAGCAUGGCGGGGACCUCAGCGUCCGCGACCACCGCAGCCGCCGCCGCGCCGUCGGCGGCGGCGAUCAGGUCAUGGAGGACGGGGUUCCUGACCCUGAGGGACGAGACGCUCACGAGCCCUCCGAGAACUUCCCUCGCGGAUCUCCUCCACGGCCUCAUCUUCUCCAAUCCCUCCGCCCUCGUCGCUGCCGCUCCUAACCUCCCGCCUCACGAGGUCACCUCAGAUGUGCUAUUCCUGAUAGAACUGGUUUCAAGUGCGGAUCUUGUUCAUGGAAAUGGGGGCUCUUUCUACACUCAGUUGUGUCACUUGGUUCAUGAUGUUACUCGACGUGUUUCAUUGGAUAUAAAUCCCUCUUCUUGGAUGAGUAUCCUCAACUCUUUUGAUAAGUCUAUGGAAGUUUUGGUGGGUGGAGAGGGAAUGAAGGGUGGGCAGUUUGCCAAUGCAGCUAGAAUCAGGCCUAUCAUGGACUGCUUAGAGACUUUAAGAUGCCUUAUUGGUGCCUUCCACAGAAGAUCAUCUUUGUCUGAGAAUAUGGAGCUAGUGAAGUUUCUUUGCCACAAUGUCGCUCGCACCCGUGUGAAACUGCUUUCUUCAUCUUAUAGAAGUGGCAACAAGAUACAUGCUGCUUUUGCUGAGAAGAGAACACCUAGAUUUAGCAGUUUAUGGGAAGUUCAGACUCUUGCAUUUACUAUGCUUGGAGAAGCUUUCUCCAGAGUUGGUCCCUUGUUUCCUCCUGACAUCUGGCAAUUAGUCAUCAAGGUGAUACGGAAAGAGAUGGAUCCUUUGGCGUCUAUGAAUCUGAUUGUGGAAGACAAUGUCAUGUCCAAGUUUUAUGCUUCUCUGCUUCAGUGUCUGCAUUUGGUUCUUGUGGAACCGAAGUGUUCCCUUUCUGACCAUGUACCUGGUUUUGUAGCAGCUUUACGUGGAUUUUUUACAUAUGGUCUCACAAGUAGCAGACUGCAACAUGAUUUCCCAAUUGUUAGCUGGGAGGAGAAGGAAGCUAGUUCUGGGAGCUCAGGUUCGAGAUUAGGUCAACAACAAAAAGCAGAUCGUAAACCAUAUAGGCCUCCGCAUUUACGGAAAAAGGACAGUUCUCGGUCUACGCACAUUAAAAUGUUGGAUUCACAGAGUUCAUCAGAUCAUGAAUCUUCCACAAUAGAGCUCAUGUCAUCAGAUUCAGAUUACAGCGAUAGUGACAGCUUAGGAAGAGAAAGCAAUGUUACACAGAGCUCUAAGGUCAGAAUAGCCGCCAUUCGUUGCAUCCAGGACCUUUGUCAAGCUGAUCACAAAUCUUUCACAGCUCAGUGGACCAUGAUUCUACCCACCAGUGAUGCACUAGAGUCAAGGAAAUUAGAUCCUACUCUGAUGACAUGCUUGUUGUUCGAUCCUUAUUUGAAGGUGCGUAUAGCAGCUACAACCACUCUGGCUGUUGUGUUGGAUGGUCCUUCAUCUGCUUUUAUGCAGAUCGCAGAAUACAGGGAUUCCUCUAAGCUGGGAUCUUUUACAUCCUUAUCAAGUUCCCUUGGCGAGAUUUUAAUGCAACUUCAUAGAGGAAUCAUCCACCUAAUCAUGCGUGAAACUCAUAGUGGAUUGCUGGGAUCUUUGUUCAAGAUUCUUAUGCUCUUGAUAUCAUCCACACCAUAUAUGAGAAUGCCUCCUGAGUUGUUGCUGACUGUUAUUAAAUCUCUACAAGCCAGAAUAGAAGAAGACUUCUCAUCCAAAAUGGAUCAAACUAGUCUUCUGGCAGCUACAAUCAGUUGUUUGACCGCGGCUCUGUCAACUUCAUUCCCCUCAGUGCCAGUGCAAGAAAUGCUCACUGGAGAAAUAUCGCAGGGUUUCUCAAAGAACCAGAAGAAAUUAGGUGUUCUGUCUACAUUAUUUAAUCAUUCCAAGCCACCUAUGAACCUGACAACAAGAUUUGAGGCUCUCCAGGGUAUUAGAGCUGUAUCACACAAUUACCCGAGCAUAAUGCUAGGGUGCUGGCAACUAGUUUUCUCAGUCAUUUAUGUUAACCUUGGAGUUGGUGAGUUCCAUAGGAGUGCAUGCAGAGGACAAAGUGGAAAUAUAUGUGGGGUCCUUGGGGAGAAAGUCAUUGCAGCGGCUGUCAAGGUUUUGGAUGAAUGUCUUCGAGCAAUUUGUGGAUUUAGAGGAACUGAAGAUCUAUGUGAUGAUAGAUUAAUUGAUAGCCCUUUUGCAUCUGACUUUGUGAGGAUGAAGAAGAUCUCAUCUGCCCCAACGUAUAUUAUAGAAAGCCCAGAUAAUUCCAGAGACAAUUCUGAAGCAAGUCAUACAGGAAGUGAGCAGUGGUGUGAGGCAAUUGAGAAAUAUUUGUCACUGACCUUGUGGCACACUUCUUCACUGGUGAGAACAGCAUCCGUCACUUCUUUUGCUGGUAUAACUUCCUCGGCAUUCAAUUCGCUGCCAAAGCUCAAACAGGAUUUCAUUCUGUCUUCUACAAUGAAUGCUGCUUUGGAAGAUGCUGUACCUUCUGUCAGGUCUGCUGCUUGUCGAGCCAUUGGUGUGAUUGCAUGUUUUCCAGAAGUUUCUCAGAGUGCAGAGAUUGUUGACAAGUUGAUUCAUGCCGUGGAAGUUAACACCCGUGAUUCCAUAGUUUCGGUGCGUGUGACAGCCUGUUGGGCCUUGGCAAACAUAUGUGAUUCUCUCCGUCACUGUUUUGGUGACAUACACCAAAUGGAGCUUCUAGAAUUGGAGAAAUGUGAUCGACGUUUGGCCUUCUUAGUUGAGUGUGCUUUGCGUUUAACCAAUGACGGAGACAAGGUAAAGUCAAAUGCUGUACGGGCUCUUGGGAGUCUUUCCCGAUUUGUCAAGUGUACAAGCUUACCUGGUGAUCAUGAGAGGCGUGCAGAAUGUACAAGUUCAUCUAGGACUAGCAGCUCUGAGGGACAUCCAACGACCAUCUAUCUGCAGAAUCAGAGACAAUUGUCCGGUGCAGCUUCUUGUGGAGGUUCUGAUAUGUUAGGAAGGAUGGUCCAGGCUUUUCUUUCCUGUGUGACGACAGGGAACGUUAAGGUCCAAUGGAAUGUUUGUCAUGCGUUGAGUAAUUUAUUUCGUAAUGAGACACUGCAGCUGAGAGAUGAGGAUUGGGCUCCAUCGGUUUUCAGUAUUCUUUUAUUACUUCUACGUGAUUCUUCUAACUUCAAGAUCAGGAUACAAGCUGCUGCUGCUCUAGCUGUUCCAGCAUCAAAACGUUAUUAUGGUAGAUCCUUCUCAGAUGUGGUCCAAGGGUUGGAGCAUGUGCUUGAGAAUCUUGGCUCGGAUCAAGUAGCAAACCCCUCUAGUUUCAAGUAUAGAGUUGCACUUGAGAAGCAGUUGACCUCCUCAAUGCUACACGUCAUCAGCCUUGUCUGGAGUACAGAUCACCAACCUUUGAAAGAUUUUCUAGUGAAAAAAGCCUCUUUCUUAGAGGAAUGGUUGAAGGCACUAUGCUCAUCAUUGAAGGAGACAAGGAGCCAUUGUGAGGUUGAAGAUAUUUCAGUUGAGAACCAAAAGAAAGAGAUUAUAUCCAAGGCCUUGAGAUCCUUAGUUGAGGUGUAUGAAAGCGGAAACCAUCACGCAACAGCAGAGAAAUUUAAGGUGCUGCAUGAGAUGAUAUGGUGAAAAUAUCUCAUGUUGACAAGGGCGUUAUGGUUUGAUGACUAAGAUAAGCACAAAGAUUUGGUUCUAGUCAUUAUGGCCAUGCACUGUAUGGUGCUUGAUGCCUGGAACACUCGCGGUAGCUGUCGCAUCUCAGAAGGGGAUAAUCUAGGCAAUUGCUUAGUUAAGGGUGCUUUUGAAGAUUGUGAUGAACCGUGCAUGCCAGGAGGCCCAUGACCCAUGUGUUAAUUGAUCAAGGAUCGGAUGUCUGAUGAUGGGGUCCUCAUAUUGAAUGCAUGGCUGCUCUGGGUAUUUAUAACGUAGCAUGUAUGGCCCAGAAAUCUCAGUUUUUCUUCCCACAUGUUGCGUUUAAAUUUUGCAGGUAUCAGUCAGAUGACAUUUCUUUAGCUUUCCCAUACCUCAUUCAAUUGCCAGAUAAUGUAAAUUGUAUCAUACUUUAAAUCAGCGUUUCUAGCAUAGUGAAGUUCUUAAGCCUUGUAUUUGUUAGUGUCCAGACACAGUCAAUCAAGCUUGCCUGGUAAAAGCUAUGAAAUGGCAUACUUUAAGAA